GGUGGCGAGAGGUGGAGCAAGCCCCACGUGUCCACGUUGUCCUUGCACAGCCUCUUUGAGCUGCGGACGUGUCUACAGACGGGGACGGUGCUCCUGGACCUGGAUGGCUACUCUUUGCCCCAAAUCAUAGACGAUGUCAUUGAGAAGCAGAUCGAGGACGGCCUGCUCAAGCCGGAGCUGCGGGAGAAGAUCAGCUACGUGCUCCUCAGGAAGCACCGGCAUCAAACCAAGAAGCCAAUCCACCGGUCCUUGGCCGACAUUGGAAAAUCCGUCUCCUCCAACACGAGUGAGUCCUUGGGGUCCAACCUGGGCCUGGUCGCAUCCUUGAGUCUUCACAGCUCAACUAAACAGGUCCAGAUGAGCGCGAGCUACGGCCGCCUGCGUCACGCGCAGAGCCGGAGCAUGAACGACAUUUCGGACACGCCGAGCACCGACCAGCUGAAGAACAAGUUCAUCAAGAAGAUCCCCAAGGACGCAGAGGCCUCCAACGUGCUGGUGGGAGAGGUGGAGUUCUUGGAGAAGCCCUUCGUGGCUUUUGUGCGGCUCCUCCAGGCCACGAUGCUGGGAGGGGUGACCGAGGUGCCAGUCCCCACCAGGUUCCUCUUUAUUCUCCUUGGUCCCGCGGGAAAAGCCAAAUCCUACAACGAGAUCGGCAGAGCCAUCGCGACGCUCAUGGUGGAUGAUCUCUUCAGUGACAUUGCCUACAAAGCCCGGGACAGAGAAGACCUGAUUGCCGGCAUAGAUGAGUUUUUGGAUGAAGUUAUAGUCCUGCCGCCCGGCGAGUGGGACCCCAACAUUAGGAUUGAGCCACCCAAAAAAGUGCCCUCGGCUGAGAAGAGGAAAUCGGUUUUCUCGCUGAAUGAAGUGGGGCAGAUGAACGGUGCGGCCGGCGGGGCGGGUGCUGGGGGCGGCGGCGGAGGCAGCGAUGAUGGGGAGAUGCCUGAAGCUCACGAAAUCGGGGAGGAGCUCGCGUGGACCGGCAGGUUUUGUGGUGGCCUCUAUUUGGAUAUCAAGAGGAAGCUGCCCUGGUUCCCCAGUGACUUCUAUGAAGGCUUUCAUAUCCAGUCCAUCUCUGCCAUCUUGUUCAUCUACCUGGGCUGCAUCACCAACGCCAUCACCUUUGGGGGCUUGCUUGGGGACGCUACGGACAACUACCAGGGCGUCAUGGAGAGCUUCCUCGGCACGGCCAUGGCGGGCUCCAUGUUUUGCCUCUUCGCCGGGCAGCCCCUCAUCAUCCUCAGCAGCACCGGCCCCAUCCUCAUCUUCGAGAAGCUGCUCUUUGACUUCAGCAAAGGCAACGGCAUCGACUACAUGGAGUUUCGCCUCUGGAUCGGCCUGCACUCUGCCCUACAGUGCCUUAUCCUGGUGGCCACCGACGCCAGCUUCAUUAUAAAGUACAUCACCCGCUUCACGGAGGAAGGCUUCUCCACCCUCAUCAGCUUCAUCUUCAUCUACGAUGCCAUCAAGAAGAUGAUCGGCGCUUUCAAGUACUACCCCAUCAAUUCGGACUUCAAGCCGGACUACGUCACCAUGUACAAGUGCGAGUGCAUCGCUCCCGACCCAG
This is a messenger RNA of Mesitornis unicolor (brown roatelo), 1564 nucleotides long. It is a transcript of the gene SLC4A5, whose product is annotated as solute carrier family 4 (sodium bicarbonate cotransporter), member 5. The transcript has 12 exons. The record is from RefSeq and is a predicted model, not a curated record. Gene Ontology annotation, molecular function: monoatomic anion transmembrane transporter activity; sodium:bicarbonate symporter activity; solute:inorganic anion antiporter activity. Gene Ontology annotation, cellular component: plasma membrane. Gene Ontology annotation, biological process: bicarbonate transport; monoatomic anion transport; regulation of intracellular pH. The annotation marks the transcript as partial. Lineage: Eukaryota; Metazoa; Chordata; Aves; Mesitornithiformes; Mesitornithidae.